Messenger RNA from Lactuca saligna, 702 nucleotides. The record is from the annotation of a GenBank genome assembly. Lineage: Eukaryota; Viridiplantae; Streptophyta; Magnoliopsida; Asterales; Asteraceae.
AUGCUUGACAAAAAUCAGAUUUUUUUGGCGAUCUCUUUCCCUUGCCCACGUGUGAUGACAACCUUUCCUUUGGUUUUUGCACAUCUCAAUUACAAGGUAGAAGGCAUGGUUGGGAAGCAUGGCUCUUCAGGGUUAAACCAAAUUAAAGAUGCAAACCGAGGUGGGGUAUCGGAGUUGGCGAAGCAGCUCCGCCGAGGGAGGGAUAGACGGCAGGAAGGGCUGCAUCGGCGAUCUCUUUUCUUUUCUGGUUCGAUCGGUAUCCACUCACGAAGGGGGAGAAAGGACUUCGGUCCUCUGUCUUUGUCUGUUCAAGAAGAGGAAUUUGGUGGGAAGCAGUCACAAGGGUGGUUAUGUGGUGCUCGUGGAUCGAUGCUUCUUCUUCUCCGGGGAAUUCGUGGGUGUUUGUUUCUUGUGUUCUUGACCGGGAACGAAUGCAGAUGUGUGUUGACGAUUCAACCGGCGUUUGUUUUUGUCGUUGAUGGUAGUGUAAGUGAGGAUGAACUUCAAGAACUUAAGAAUGAGUUGGUGUUGAUUGUUGCACAGUUGCCAGAAAAUGCCAUGGUGGGGCUGAUUGUUUUUUAUUCAAUGGUGAGGGUGUAUGAUCUUGGGUUUACUGAGUGUUUAUGGGUGGUUGUCUUACAUGGUGAACACAAGCCUUCUUCUAGCCAGCUAUUGAAUUCGGUAUUCAAUCACAACUCUUGA